AAAUCCUCCACUGCAAAACUCAGAUAACAGAGAAGGAAACAAAAGAUGGCUAUUCAUAUUCCUCGUGUGAAACUUGGAACUCAAGGACUCGAGGUUUCGAAGUUGGGUUUUGGAUGUAUGCGUCUGUCAGGAUUUUACCAUGGUUCGGUGUCGGAUGAAGUUGGCAUAUCUAUCAUUAAGCACGCAUUCGAAAGAGGAAUCACUUUCUUCGAUACAGCCGACAUGUAUGGCCGUACAACUAACGAAGUCCUGGUCGGGAAGGCAUUGAAGCAUCUACCGCGAGAGAAGGUGCAGUUGGCUACGAAAUUCGGCAUCGUAAGCAUGGGACCACAUGGCCUCGUUGUCAAUGGCACUCCUGAAUAUGUGCGUUCUUCCAUUGAGGGUAGCCUUAAACGACUUGGCGUGGAUUACAUUGAUCUUUACUAUAUAAUCAGAGUUGACACCAACACUCCUAUAGAGGAUACUAUGGAAGAACUGAAGAAGUUGGUGGAAGAAGGAAAAAUAAAGUAUAUCGGUAUAUCUGAAGCUAGCCCCGACACCGUAAGGAGGGCACAUGCUGUUCAUCCCAUAACUGCUUUGCAAAUCGAGUGGUCACUCUGGACUCGUGAUGUUGAGGAAGAAAUAGUUCCCCUUUGCAGGGAACUUGGAAUUGGGAUUGUUCCAUAUUGUCCCCUUGGUGCUGGUUUCUUUGCCGGAAAAGCAAACGAGGCUAUCUCUGAAAAUAGUAAUCUGACAUUAUUCCCAAGGUUUCAAGGAGAAAACUUGGAAAAAAACAGGAUCUUAUAUUUGAAAGUAGAGAAGUUGGCUGAAAAGUAUGGAUGUACAACAGCACAACUUGCACUUGCCUGGGUUCUUCAUCAAGGGGAUGAUGUUGUCCCUAUUCCUGGAACAACCAAGAUAAAAAAUCUAGAUAGCAACAUAGAAUCGAUGAAAGUGAAGCUGACAAAAGAGGAUCUGAAAGAAAUUUCAGAUGCGAUCCCAAUCCAUGAAGUUGCAGGGGCUUCUAUUCCAGAUUUUUUAACCAGUUUCACUUGGAAAACUGGCAAUACCCCACCAAAGAAAACCACCUAGGCUAGCUGAUUUAAAACAAUAUUGUGUUUUGGUGAUUGGAUUUCCCAGGAAACCGCAGCCAAUGAAACUGUCUUGAUGAGUUAUCAAGGUAUUCGAUUGCCAUUAAUGGGGAGUUGAGAAAGAGCCGAUGCCUGUA
Hibiscus syriacus is the source of this 1207-nucleotide messenger RNA. RefSeq names its product perakine reductase-like. The record is from RefSeq and is a predicted model, not a curated record. Gene Ontology annotation, cellular component: cytoplasm. Lineage: Eukaryota; Viridiplantae; Streptophyta; Magnoliopsida; Malvales; Malvaceae. The coding region runs from base 46 to 1071 and encodes 341 amino acids. The transcript has 7 exons.